Molecule: messenger RNA, 1029 nt
Organism: Paraphaeosphaeria sporulosa
Lineage: Eukaryota; Fungi; Ascomycota; Dothideomycetes; Pleosporales; Didymosphaeriaceae
Product: 5',5'''-P-1,P-4-tetraphosphate phosphorylase 2
Exons: 3
Coding region: 1-1029 (342 amino acids)
Biological process (GO): nucleotide metabolic process
Molecular function (GO): ATP:ADP adenylyltransferase activity; ATP binding
Source: RefSeq, a predicted model, not a curated record
AUGAAUAAAAUGCUAGGUCUCUCCGAAGCUCUGCCGCAGCUGGUAGAAUCCAAAUUCACGUCAGCAAGAGCGUCGCAGGCGCUGCUCUUUUCUCCGACCGAGCUCUGCAUCAUCCGCACUGCGGCUGGGAUUCCCUUCCAACUGCGAUACUGUCCUUCCCUCGCGAGGAAGCCGGAGCCGCGCAAGGAUCCGACGCCCAAGAGGAAGAUUGAUCCCUUCGAAAACCCGCCCGCCGAGCUGUUCAUCGCCAACGUACCUACCACGAAUCCAAGCCACUUCCUUGUCCUCAACAAGUUUCCUGUUAUAAAAAGUCAUUUCAUACUUGCGACCAAACCAAACAAGCAGCAGACUCACGCGCUUGAGGAGGACGAUCUCAAGGCAGCAUAUGCCUGCCUAAAAGCAUGGCAAACCAGGGACAACCGCUGCCGCCUGUUCGCCUUCUUCAAUUCAGGCGACCAUAGCGGAGCUAGCCAGCCGCACCGCCAUCUGCAGUUCCUCCCUGUGGACAGCAUGCAUGAGGGCGAGCAAUCUGCGGGAUGGGAUGUGCUCCUGGAUUCUAUCUUGACAAACGGAACGGAAGAUGCUUCUACCAGCGUUGUCCAGCAUCCAAAGCUUCCCUUUUCACACUUCGCGUGCAGGUUUACUUCUGAGCCGUCUGGCACACAGCUUCUUAGCACGUACAACCGCCUGUACCGGGAGGCAAAGCAAGCGAUCGACGGCUACAUUUCAGCACAUCCCGGCCAUCUCAGCCUACACGAGUCCGCCCAUGGUGAUCUCCCCAUCAGCUACAAUCUGGCUAUGAGCACGCAGGGCAUGGCGAUUGUUCCCAGGCGGAACGAGGGCCACAUGAUGCGACGCGAUGACGGAACUGACAUUGGAUUCGUACAACUCAAUGGGACGGUACUCGGAGGCACGCUCAUGGUCAAGUUCCCAGAAGAGUGGGACACGCUUCGACAACAGCCGGAAAAACUUGAUGCUAUUCUUGAAGCUAUUGGCAUACCCAGAACUACCGAAACGACUAAGCUGUGA